AAACUCCUUCAACUUCUCCAGGCAUGUCAUCAAUCACCCCAACAAAUACAACUGUUUCUGCCACAUCUACCACCUCUGAAACCGCCCUGGAACCCAUUACCACCCACCUGACAUUCACAACCACAGAACCACACUUCUCCGCUGCAGCCACUACACACACGGGGAAGACAACCAUCACACCUCAUGCCACACCCCCUGGAAAACCACACUUAUUCCUACACAGGACAUUUCCACGCUGUCUUUCAUGACAGAAAUUACUUCUCCUCCCACAAUCACAUCAUUAAUUACUCCCAGGAAUACAAUCAAUUCUCUGACAUCAACCUCUUCUACCCCAGUGACUGCCAAUCCCUUGACAUCAGCCAUGAGUAUGUGUCUGUCUUCUCCACCUGCCCCAUCCACAAAACCAGUCUCCAGUUGGAUCACAAACAUUACCCCUAUAUCUACCUUGAUUAUUACUCCCUAUAACCCACACCAUGUCCACCCCUACAUCUCCCAUUAGUACUGACACCAUAGCUGCAACUGAAAUCACCACUCCUAUCAACACUUCCACCAUUGCCACCUUGAACACAGCCUCUUUGCCCACUUCCUCCACUCUAGAAACUGCCUCCGCUACUACUACAAUCUUGGUAACAACAACCACCCCUAAAAUACCACACAGUCCUCCAGGAGUCACUUCUUCAAACAUCUACUCUACAGGAAGCACGACCACAUCAGCAAUAACCCCAUCUCCCACCACUGGUACCCCAAGGUUAGCCGUCACCAUAAACUCAUCCUCUGUUAGUACAGGCAUGCCUGCCUCAACACUGACAACCAUCACCCCCACAUCCAGGGGUACCAAUGGUUCAUUCAUUACCAUUCCUGACCUCACCUCUACAAGCACUGUUUCCAAAAUGUCCACAAUCCCCACAUGUAUCAUCCCAUCUCCCCCAGUCGCCCAAAACACAGACACAACAUGCAGUGUCAUCACAACCUCUUCCACAAGGCUUACUAUGGCGCCCAUGCUCACAAGUACCCACAGCACUCCCCCUCCCACCCUUGCUACACACACUCCAGUUACAUAUGCAGGCUUCUCCACGUCUACCAGCAGCAAUGGGACCAUUCGGACAGAGAGUACUACCUCAACUGCAACGAGCACAAAUACAUCACACACAAAUGCUAAAUCCACCCUGGCACCCACUACCACUGACACACACACAACAUCCCCGACCACAGGACUACCCUCUUCUACUAGAUUUACUACAUACACAGGCAAGGUGACUGUCACACCUUCUCAUGCCACAUCCACCUGGAAAACCACACUUACUCAUACUGGGGAUGUUUGGACACAGUCUCUCACCAUGGGGAUUACUUCUCCUCUUGCAACUGCAUCAUCAAUCACUCCCAUGAAUAUGGUCAAUGCUCUGACAUUUAUCACCUCUACUCCAGUCACCACCAAUACUGUGACAUCAGCCAUGAGUAUGAGUCUAUCUUCUCCACCUGCCCCAACUGCAGUCAGUCUCCUCUUUGACAACAAACACUACCCCUUUAUCCACCUUGAUUACUACCUUCCCUAGU
This is a messenger RNA of Leopardus geoffroyi (Geoffroy's cat), 1554 nucleotides long. RefSeq names its product mucin-3A-like. NCBI's taxonomy places the organism in Eukaryota, Metazoa, Chordata, Mammalia, Carnivora, Felidae. The record is from RefSeq and is a predicted model, not a curated record.